This is a messenger RNA of Scatophagus argus, 1797 nucleotides long. RefSeq names its product exosome component 9 (gene exosc9). Bases 123 to 1421 code for a protein of 432 amino acids. Gene Ontology annotation, biological process: TRAMP-dependent tRNA surveillance pathway; exonucleolytic trimming to generate mature 3'-end of 5.8S rRNA from tricistronic rRNA transcript (SSU-rRNA, 5.8S rRNA, LSU-rRNA); nuclear polyadenylation-dependent rRNA catabolic process. The record is from RefSeq and is a predicted model, not a curated record. Gene Ontology annotation, cellular component: cytoplasmic exosome (RNase complex); nuclear exosome (RNase complex). The transcript has 12 exons. NCBI's taxonomy places the organism in Eukaryota, Metazoa, Chordata, Actinopteri, Scatophagidae.
AUGUUCUUCCGGAGUAAAGUUUAGAAAAUGUUGAUGGUUGCCACAUGCCCGUUGUAGCACGGGCAGUACAUUUGUGAAUUAAAUAAUCGUAAUCUAACUGCGGCCACUGAAAACCUGGAAGAAUGAAGGACACACCGCUGUCUAACUGUGAGCGAGAUUUCUUGCUAAAAGCCAUCGAAGAGAAGAAGCGCCUGGAUGGAAGGCAGACCUACGACUACAGAAAGAUGAAGAUCACAUUUGGGACUGACUAUGGAUGCUGUUUUGUGGAUCUGGGGAAAACCAGGGUCAUGGCCCAGGUGUCGUGUGAGCUGGUGGCUCCUAAAGAGAGUCGACCAAAUGAAGGGAUCAUGUUCUUCAACAUCGAGAUGUCGCCCAUGGCCUCACCAGCAUUUGAACAGGGCAGACAGUCUGAGUUGUCAGUGAAGCUAAACAGACAGCUGGAGAGAUGCUUGAGAAACUCCAAGUGCAUUGACACUGAGUCCCUUUGUGUGGUGUCUGGAGAAAAGGUGUGGCAGAUCAGAGUGGAUGUUCAUAUGUUGAAUCAUGAUGGGAACCUGAUGGAUGCUGCCAGCAUUGCUGCCAUCACGGCUCUGUGCCACUUCAGACGUCCUGAUGUUGGCAUUCAGGGGGAUGAAGUCACAGUGUACAGUCCAGAGGAGAGAGACCCCAUUCCUUUGAGUAUCUACCACAUGCCCAUCAGUGUCAGCUUCUCCUUCUUCCAACAAGGAACCUACUUGUUAGUGGACCCCUGUGAGCGGGAGGAGCGGGUGAUGGACGGCCUGCUGAUGAUUGCCAUGAACAAACAUAGAGAAAUCUGCUCCAUCCAGUCCAGUGGGGGCAUCAUGUUGCUUAAAGAGCAGGUUAUGAGGUGCAGUAAAAUAGCCAGCGUCAAAGUGUCUGAAAUUACAGAGCUCAUCAGCAAAGCCCUGGAGAAUGACAAGAAAGCAAGGAAGGCGGGUGGUAGGUGUGGUUUUGCAGAAUCUAUGCCUCAGGAGCGAAUCACAGCACUGAAAAUGGAUGAGACUUCAGUGGAGAUGACAGAUGUGACAGACAGAGCCAAUGACAUUGUUCAGAAGGCAGAGGGCGCACCUCAGACGGUGCCCUCCCCAGUGGUGCCUGUCCCAGGUGUGGGUCAGGUAGGGCAGGGACUACAGAACACCUGGGGACUAGAGGAGGAUGAUGAAGAGGAUGAGGGUGAAAAUGACAAUAGUCCUGAAGAAGAGGAAGAAAAAGUAACAAAGAUGGAAGAGGAGGAGCAUGUAAAGGAGGAGAGCAGAGGAGAUGUGGUUGAGAUAUCGGACAGUGAAGAAGAGGAAGUGGUCAUACUGCAUCCGGAGACACCAGACAAAGCUCCUAAAAAUACUGGACCCAGCUCCCAACAGAAGGGGGCAGCAACAUCAAAGAAAAGACAGAAAAAGUGAAAGAAGGUUCUCCGGGAGCUUACUGCAGUCACAGAUCUUCAUAUCUACACCUCGUCAUAUUUAAGAUUGCUUUCCUGGCUAAAUUCAUUCCUUCCUGAUAUAUAUUGGGAUAAAAUAGAUGUCACAGUUCAGAGACACUUCCAAGUGUUGGAUUAUUGCUCUGAGAAUAUUCAGUGUGCUUCUUGUUUGUAGACAUUGUAGGAUUAAUUUAGAAACAGACUGCUCUUACAACUGUACAGAUAAUGAUUUUUACACUUUUGUUUACAGUGAAAGGAUGUAUGAUUGGAGAAAAAAAAUGUAACCACUGUUGUGUGGUUUGCACAGCAGAGAUCUGUGGUGUUGAUGGUGAAUUUUAAUUAAAAGAGAAACACAUGAA